Cercospora beticola is the source of this 2093-nucleotide messenger RNA. Its product is annotated as annexin. Gene Ontology annotation, cellular component: cytoplasm. NCBI's taxonomy places the organism in Eukaryota, Fungi, Ascomycota, Dothideomycetes, Mycosphaerellales, Mycosphaerellaceae. The record is from RefSeq and is a predicted model, not a curated record. Gene Ontology annotation, molecular function: calcium ion binding; calcium-dependent phospholipid binding; protein binding.
UGUGGCGUAUGUUCUUCACGUGCCGGCCCUGAUGUCGAUCAACAGAACGGCAUUCGAAAGCACUUCAUCAUUCACCUCCUGGCCACGUUCACCAUAGUGGCGUUCUUAUGAUAUGGCAUUUCGGUGACUGAUCAGCCGCUUCAGCCACACGCCGACCUCAGCUGCGUAGUGCAUCUGGCGACGAGCUGUGCACAAACAAGCCUUUUGGGUGUCUCCAGCACUGCCCACUGCCCCGCCAUCAAAGUCGCUGCGUCACUUGCUCGCGCGUGUGCGUGACUCCGCCACAUCCUUCGUCUUUGAAGUCGCCGUUGAUGCCUCCGCUCUGCUCGCUGGACCAUCGCUGCUGCAUACCACACAGCCAUUCACGUUGACAGGAGCAACGCACUAAGAUCAAAGCGCACAGCUUCCGCCCAUCUCCACUUCCCAAAUCAUGUCGUACCAUCAAGGCUAUGGUGCACCCUAUCAACAGCAUCCACAACCAGGAGGAUACUAUCAACAACCUGCAAUGAACCAAGGAUACGGACAACCGCAAGGCUACGGCGCACCCCCGCCCGGACCUCCGCCGCCAGGAGGAGCACCACAGCUGCCGCCAGGAUGGACGUCUCAAUUCGAUCAUGCCAGCCAGCGCCAGUACUACAUCAGCCCUACAGGUGCUAGCCAGUGGGAUCCUCCGCCGCCGCCGCAGCAAGGAUUCGGAGGCCCUCCCCCUGGGCCUCCUCCGCCAGCACAGGGCGGAUAUGGCCAGCACCCGCAGCACCCACAGCAGCAACCUCAGCCCGGAGGGUACCCUCAACAGCCCUACGGCGGUGCUCCUUCUGGGCCUGCGGCGCUACCAUCACCGGGUUACGAUUUGCGACAGAGAUCGAACAUGGAUGUGACUCGAGCCGCGGAUGACCUUCGAGCCGCCAUGAAGGGAUUCGGCACGAACGAGACUAAGCUGAUCCAAGUCCUGUCCUCUCUCGGCCCUCUUGAGAUUGCAUCUGUCAAACAAGUCUACACGCAGCGACACAAGCGCGACUUAUUCAAAGAUGUGCACUCCGAAACAUCCGGCUACUUUCGCGAAGGCUGUGAAGCGAUCAUCCGCGGACCACUAGAGCAAGACUGCUUCGUGAUUUACGAAGCACUCAAAGGCAUGGGCACCAAGGAGAGUGCUUUGGACGAUGUACUUCUUGCACGCUCAAAUGCAGACAUGAAUGCCAUCAAGCAGCAUUACAAGCAAAUGUACGGCAAAUCGCUCGAGUCUGCCGUCAAGGGCGACCUGAGCAUGAAGACCGAACGAAUGUUUGACAUGGUCAUGUCUGCACGACGCAACGAAGAGUCAACUCCUGUGAUCCCUCAACAGACUGAUCAGGACGUCAAAGAAAUCUACGGUGCUACCGAAGGCCGAGCUGGCGCAGAUCAAAUGACCGUCUGCUCCAUCUUGACCUCUCGCAGCAAUGGCCAAAUUAGAGCCAUUGUCCAAGCAUACCAAGCCAAAUACCACCGCUCCCUCGAGACCGUGAUCAAAAAGGAAUUCUCCGGGCACAUGGAAGAUGCCUUACUCUUCAUCAUCAACGCGGCCAACGACCCCGCCAAGCACGACGCAGACCUUCUCGAGGCUUCAAUGGCAGGACUCGGAACCAAGGACCAAGCCCUCGUGCGGAGAGUCGUCAUGAUCCACUGGGACAAGCAGCGCUUGCAGCAAUGCAAAGCCGCCUACAAGCACUUUUACAAGAAGGAUCUCGCUGCUAGAGUCCAGGGCGAGACGAGUGGGGAUUACAAGAAUCUCAUGGUGGCAUGUGUCUCGUGAUGAUGAUUCCGGCUGCUGCAGGGCCGAAUUGGCUGACUUUUCUAUCAGAUCUUCCAGUGAGUGGGGGUGGGCGUUUCUUGACAGGAUGGGGAUAUGUGAUACCCGCGAGGGAGGCAGUUUGGUGGGGGCCUUGCCUUUCGAAUUGGAUUGCAAUGCACUUUCCACGACGCAUACGAGUUUCUUUUGCUCUUGACCUCAUUUUGCGCCUGCAUUGCGUGUUUUUAGUUCGUCCUGCAUUUUGACAGCAAUGAAUUUCCAGAGUGUUGAUAUUGCUCACCUUUGUAUGAAAGCAGACAUCCCGCGC